Messenger RNA from Colletotrichum graminicola M1.001, 243 nucleotides. RefSeq lists its product as uncharacterized. NCBI's taxonomy places the organism in Eukaryota, Fungi, Ascomycota, Sordariomycetes, Glomerellales, Glomerellaceae. The record is from RefSeq and is a predicted model, not a curated record. The transcript is spliced from 2 exons. Bases 1 to 243 code for a protein of 80 amino acids.
AUGUCCUGUGUUGCCAAUUACCUGGCGGAGCAUCGAGACCUCUACGAGCGCCUCCACACCGACAAGGAGGAGCACGAUAGAGUCAAGGCGCACCAAGCUCGUGCCAGCCUGGAUGGUCGACAAGGUUUCAAGUCUUGGUGGACUGGACUGCAAGCGGUUUCCUUCACCGAGAAGGCCCGAUACCACAAGCAAGCGCUUCCGGCCUCAAAGCGCACCUACUUCGUCAGCAUGAGGCAAGAAUAG